AGUGAAAAAUAGAAAGAAAAAUAAUAAUAAAAUGACCAGAGGACUCUUUUAUCAGGAAGAUAAAGAACAGACCUAAAAUAAAAAAAUAAAUAAAAAAUAAAUAAAGAAAGAAAAGAAAAGAAAAAAGAAGAUAAAGAUCAGAAAUAUUCUUACAUCUUCAUAUCUUCUUGUUCUUGUUCUGAAUAAUAAAAUAUGCAUAGACUGAUCUUCUCUGUUCUCUUGGAGAAGGGAAAAAAAAGUUUCUGGAAUUACAGCCAGUAGCUUCAAUCUAUUUUGGACUCUCCAUUAUUUUGCAGUUCCUUGCCAUUUGAGAAUCUAAAUUCUCUAGUGUUAACUGAAAUCCAUGGAAGUUAAGGAAACAACCACGGAAGUUAAGGAGACAAAAUCUUGUUCAGGAUAUGAGAAACCUCCAUGGGUAUUUAAAGGAAGUGCCCUGUACCAGCUACAUCUUGUGAAAUCGGAAACUGCUCGAGCUUUCAUUCCGAAAGAGUUCAGAUUAGUUGAAGCUUUUGGAUAUACUCUUGGCGGCUUCUUUCUUGCCAGUUAUGAUGACAGUCCUGCUGGAAGCUUUGAAGAGCUUGUGGUGAUGGCAGGAAUUGUAUGGAACCCACCUACAUCUUGUGGAUGGGCUGCUAGGGUGCUUGUAAACAGUGAUGAGGCAUGCUUCCACGGGCGAAAGGACGUAGGACUUCCAAGUCAAGUGGCCAAGUUUUCAAAGAGAAUUACAGAAAUACCAAGGCAAUCAAAUAGUAAAAUCAAUGGUCUCCUGAACAUGAUUGGUCUGGGUUCUACUGUUUCUAGUCCAAAGAAUUGUAAAAAUGUUCAAGUUUCUGAAAUCAAGGGUCCUGUUGCAACAGAUAUCUGUGCCAUCAACCUUGGUAUUGCUGUGCCUGAGCAAAAUCCCAACAAGUUCCUGGGGCCAGUCAUCAAGAUGUCACUUCCAAGCUUUAGCGGCCGAACAGAGUAUAAUUCAAACCUUCUUAAGUACUCUUGCCAGAUUGAAUGCAGGAUGAGACCAGUGCAUCCAGCAAAGGUGUUGGGGCCGUCUCUAAUACCAAAAAAUGACGCAGAACAGUCUUCUGAAUGGCAAAAUUCUGAUUUCAUGGAUCCUACAACCAGAGAGGUCGGAGAAAAAGAAAGAAAUCUCAGCAUAUCUGUGAUGUUAUCGAAGCCAAUUCUAGCUUUGGAGUUCAAUUGUCUGAAAAUGCAGAUUGUGUUUUAUGUAGGACUCCCAAAGAACAGACCCUUCACUCAACUGUGCCUGUUACAGCUAUAUAUGACUUGGGGCCUGGAUAGGUAGGGCCAUUUGGUUCACUGAUGAAAUUCUGAAGAUUCUCAUUUGCAGUGAUGUUUGGAAGUAUGGUUUACUGAGAACCCUACAUGCUUCCCAAACUGGUAACUAUGGUACAGAAAGGACCAAAUGUCUGGGAUAUUAUCUUUACUAAUUUCUCCUAAACAUGCAUCUAUAUUGAGACAAAUGAGCAACUAAUCUGAUCAUCACAAUAUCAAACAUGGAUGGACUUUAUUUAAUGUUUCA
This is a messenger RNA of Cornus florida, 1537 nucleotides long. RefSeq names its product protein NEOXANTHIN-DEFICIENT 1. The transcript has 14 exons. Lineage: Eukaryota; Viridiplantae; Streptophyta; Magnoliopsida; Cornales; Cornaceae. The record is from RefSeq and is a predicted model, not a curated record. Bases 344 to 1300 code for a protein of 318 amino acids.